Messenger RNA from Misgurnus anguillicaudatus (oriental weatherfish), 905 nucleotides. The record is from RefSeq and is a predicted model, not a curated record. NCBI's taxonomy places the organism in Eukaryota, Metazoa, Chordata, Actinopteri, Cypriniformes, Cobitidae.
AGUUUUCCCUAUUCUAAUAUAUCAUUGUGUAUUACACAGGUUUGCUCAAGGAUUACAUAUCAGACAAAUUGAUAUGAUGCAAGAUGACAUUGCAAAAAGUUCAAGAACUCUUUCUAAGAUGGCUCAUGUCCUCAGGAAUGUUUGCCACCGUGCCAUGAAACGACUCAGAAGAAGAAGCGGACAGAUGAUUGGAAGUCGUCAAGAAUUUGCAGUUCUUGAUGAAAGCAACUUUCGUCAUAAACGAAAGUAUGGUCGAGGGAGAGCAUCAGCAACGUGGCGGCGAAAGAAAUGGGUGUUCGGCGUGCUAGGUGUGAGGGAUAGAUGCCGACACCCAGUCUUGCGGCUUGUGAAAAAAAGAUCAAGACGUCACCUCAUCCCCAUAGUUGUUAAAUAUGUGAAUCCAGGCACUACUAUUAUUUCGGAUGAGUGGAGAGCUUACAGGAGGGUUUUGGCAAAUAUGGGCUACAAUCAUUUUACAGUGAACCAUUCCCAGUGGUUUGUAGAUCCACACAGUGGAGCUCAUACUCAGCACAUUGAAAGAGCUUGGCUGAAAUAUAAAACGGGCAUAUGGAGACUAAGGGGGAAUAGGACCGAGAAGAUGCUCAAAGAACACCUCUCACUCAUUGAGUGGACUCACUGGCUUGGUGACAAACAUAAACAUGGACCCCUUGGACGUCUAAUAAAGGAUAUUUCCAGUGCAUUUCCUGUUUAGAGGACAACCUACUAAAAAAAAGUUUUAUGUAAAGUACAUUUAUGUUAAGUUAAGCAACUUGAUUUUAGAUGUCGUGUAUCUUAUUUCUCGGUUUUUAAGGAGUGUUUUAAAAUCAGAUUUUUGUUUUAUGUUUAGCAUUGAUGUAAGAUGCAGCAUACCUUACAUUUAAAAAGCUUUGUUAAAUUAAAGCUCC